Messenger RNA from Melospiza melodia melodia, 1100 nucleotides. RefSeq names its product paired like homeobox 2B (gene PHOX2B). The transcript is spliced from 3 exons. The coding region runs from base 216 to 1100 and encodes 294 amino acids. Gene Ontology annotation, molecular function: DNA-binding transcription factor activity, RNA polymerase II-specific; RNA polymerase II transcription regulatory region sequence-specific DNA binding. NCBI's taxonomy places the organism in Eukaryota, Metazoa, Chordata, Aves, Passeriformes, Passerellidae. Gene Ontology annotation, biological process: enteric nervous system development; regulation of transcription by RNA polymerase II. The record is from RefSeq and is a predicted model, not a curated record.
AGCCAAGUUUAUUAUGAGGACUAUAUGCUCUAGAGACCUCAGGCAAGGCAUCUCAUAGGAGGCUUUUUCAUAAAACUAGGCUCUGCUGGUAGUAAGGAGGCCACUCUCGAAGCAGGCGUUGAGCUGUGCACAUCUCCCCACCACAGGCACCUUCUCCAUAUAUCCAGCUUUUAUUUCAUUUUUUCCACUUGGCUGAGCCAUCCAGAGCCUUUUCAAUGUAUAAAAUGGAAUAUUCUUACCUCAAUUCCUCUGCCUACGAGUCCUGUAUGGCUGGGAUGGACACUUCGAGCCUGGCUUCAGCUUAUGCUGACUUCAGUUCCUGCAGCCAAGCCAGUGGCUUUCAAUAUAACCCUAUAAGGACCACUUUUGGGGCCACCUCUGGCUGCCCAUCCCUCACUCCAGGAUCCUGCAGUCUCGGCUCUCUUAGGGACCACCAGAGCAGUCCAUACGCAGCAGUUCCUUACAAACUCUUCACCGACCACGGGGGUUUAAACGAGAAGAGGAAACAGAGGCGGAUCAGAACUACGUUCACCAGCGCCCAGCUCAAGGAACUGGAGAGGGUGUUCGCAGAGACUCAUUAUCCUGACAUAUACACCCGGGAGGAGCUGGCACUCAAGAUAGACCUCACCGAGGCGCGAGUGCAGGUCUGGUUCCAGAACCGCCGCGCCAAAUUCCGCAAGCAGGAGAGGGCGGCCGCGGCGGCGGCGGCGGCCGCCAAGAACGGGGCGGCCGGAAAGAAGUCCGACGCCUCCCGCGACGACGAGAGCAAGGAGGCUAAGAGCACCGACCCCGACAGCACCGGCGGGCCCGGCCCCAACCCCAACCCCGCUCCCAGCUGCGGCGGAGGCGGCGGCGGCGGCCCCAGCCCCGCGGCCGGGCAGGGAGCGGCGGGGCCCGGCGGACCGGGGGGCGAGCCGGGCAAGGCAGCGGCGGGGCCCGGCGGGCUGGCGGCGGCGGGGCCGGGGCAGGGCUGGGCGCCGGGGCCCGGGCCCAUCACCUCCAUCCCCGACUCGUUAGGCGGCCCCUUCGCCAGCGUCCUCUCCUCGCUGCAGCGGCCCGGAGGCACCAAAGGCAGCCUCGUCAAGAGCGGCAUGUUCUGA